Molecule: messenger RNA, 3366 nt
Organism: Ostreobium quekettii
Lineage: Eukaryota; Viridiplantae; Chlorophyta; Ulvophyceae; Bryopsidales; Ostreobiaceae
Source: the annotation of a GenBank genome assembly
AUGGGGUCUGAGAGCGACGGCGAGGAUUACAUCUUUCUGGGCACGCCGAUUGAAGAUGAGGAGGGGCCGUCCAGGCGGUACAGGAAGCAAGCGCAGGACCCGAGGGCCACGCGGGGGCUACCGGUGUGGGAGCAGGAGGUCACGGACGCGGAGGGCAGGCGGCGGUUCCACGGCGCAUUCACGGGGGGCUUCAGCGCGGGGUACUACAACACCGUGGGGAGCAAGGAAGGCUUUGCCCCCACGUCGUUCAGGACAUCUCGCAGCAACAGAGCGGGACCCAGGGCCCAGAAAGUCGAAGAUUUUUUGGAUGAGGAUGAGAAGGAGGAACGGAAUAGGACAGCCCUGCGCGUUCAGGACACCUAUGACACAUUCGCCCAUGGAGCUCGAGAAGCUGCUUUGAAGCAGGCACAGCGAGAGGCCGAGGGCCGGCCCAGCUUGUUUUCGGGGCCCGUGAUUGAGGAAGUGAUCGCACCUGUGGCCGAGUCGAUAGGCAUCAAGCUGCUGCUGAAGAUGGGCUGGAGGCACGGCAAGGGCAUCGGAUGGGAGGACAAGGCCACAGGGGAUGGGGCCAAGGGGCUCAAGCGAUGGGGCCCUGAGGCAAGCCUGGGGGCCGCAAACAUCGCCCUCUACCUUCCCAAGCCAAAGGAUGAUGUCCACGGGCUUGGGUACGACCCCUUCAAGGGUGCAGAGGUCUUCAGAGCUGCAAGGGUUGCCAAGGAUUCGCAGCGGGCCCAGGGGACCGUCGCAGGGAAGAGGGCCAGGGGGACCGCAUUUGGCACAGGCGUGCUGGAGGGCAACGACCAGUUAGGCGAGAUGGAGGACUAUGUCAUUGAUGGCGGGGGCAGAGGGGCAGAGUAUGACUUCGAGAUCGGCUCGGACAAGUCUGAAGACGAUGAGCCACAACACCGCCACAAGAGGCACCAGAGGCCUUCCAAUUCGGUUCUGCCCCUCCUGCUGUCCUCCAGCCAGCAGGCCACCCCACAAUUGGUGCCAGGAUUCAAACGCGGUCGCCAGCUCGAGACCACCAAAACCUUCCCACCCCCACAGGUCCCCAGAGGCUACAAGCCAUUCCACAAGUUCCCUGAGGCCCCGCCCAGCCACCCCAUUGGGGCCCCCACCGUCCACAUUGGGCCCUGCACCGCCCCCGUUCCAAGCGAUCCGGGAAUCAAAAAGGCCAUAGAGACGCUGGCAGGGUAUGUUGCAAAGAGUGGGGCAGCCUUUGAGGAGAUCGCGAGGGAGCGCAACGGGGGGGACCCCAAGUUUCGGUUCCUGUUUGGGGGGGAGGGGGCGGAGUACUACAGGUGGAAGGUGGCGGAUAUAAAGGUUCGCAUCCAUGCUGCCUCAAACAUGGUCAACCCUGGUCAACGGUCCCGUCCGCUGACGGCUGACGACAGGGGUGCUAUACUCGGAGAAACCCAGCUGCAGUCAACAAAGCCCACCCCAGGGAUCGACCCUGACUCACGAGCAACUGAAUCGGAGGCCGUAGGUCAGUCGUUGGGGGUUGGCAGGGGUGCCAGGCCAGCGUUGCCUGGCAUCGCAGACGCCGAGAGGCAGAAGCUCCAGAACGUUCUGAAGAGCACCUUUGUCACGGCCGAAGACCCGGACCUGGUCCAGUCCUCACGCCUGAAGGGUGGCCUGCAGCAGCGCCCCACCCCCGCCGCCAAGCCAAUAGCCCCUACCACCUCCGAGCCACAAGCAGCCCAGCCCCCCACCCGCAUGUUUGAAGACUGGCGGCCAGCUCCACUGCUGUGCAAGAGGUUUGAUGUGCCGGAUCCCUAUGCUGGCGUGAAAUGGCAUGGCGAUGCCGAGCGCUCACAGUUUCGGGCGAUGUUUGAUGGCCUGCAGGGCAUUGUGCCCAAGGAAACAGGGAAGAUGCAGUUUAUGGCAUCCGAGGGGGGGGCUGACCGGCGGGGCGGCAGCGAAGCUGCGGAUGUGGCUGGCGCUUCUGCCCGUACAUUUGCCAGUACUGGUGACAGUACUGUGGCCGGUACUGCUGGUACUGUGGGUGUUGAGGAUAGUGGCGGCGCCUCAGACCCCAAGGCAUCUGCCGCUCGCUUCCUCGAGUCGCUGGAGAAGAAGAUGAACAUCGACCCGGCGGAGCGGGCGCCGGGGGAGGGGGUCGGGGCAGGUGAUGGUCAGGAGGUACCUGCCACGCAGCUGAUUGAGCGCCCGGUGGAUCUGUUCAAAGCCAUCUUUGAAGAUGAAUCAGAGAGCGAAGAUGAUGAUGAUGAUGGUGGUGGUGAUGAUCAGAAGCAGGAGCGGGAAAGAGAGGCUGGAGGUGAGGGAGGAAUGGAGAAUGAUGGCGUGGGCAACGGGGACAGUCAGUCGAUGCAUCAGGGCGUUGAUGCUGAGGAGCAGAGGCCAUGGCGCCAUGCGGAGGGCCGCAGAGGCGGGAUUGCCGGGGAGCAUUCGGACGUAGUCCAUGGCGGGAGCGAGAGGGGGUUGGCGGAUGCUGGUGUGGGCCUUGGGGCCCGUCGGAGGCCAUCCAGGUGGGAAGGAGCGACCCAAGCGGAGUCUCGAUUUGAUGAUCCAGUCGAUCGGCCUUUCAGGGAUGUUAAUGACGAGUCAGGGCCCCGUGGCACCGAACGUGGCCAUUCUGGUGACCAGGGCGAUCGGCAUCCGUGGCCCUCGGCUGCCAAUGAUGGGGGGAGAAACGGUUCAAGGGCUGUGGGAGUCGAUUUGUUGCCAUCCAGGGAUGGGUCCAUUUCUGGCGUGCGCUUCGUCGAUGCCAAAGACGCAGCUGGGCCUGGGGCUGGGUCUGGUCACAAGCGGCAUCGGGAGCAGGGCCGGGAAAGGUCAGAUCUGGAUGAGUCAUCGCUGGAUGGUGGUUCUGGCCACAAGCGGCAUCGCGCCCAGGGCCGAUUAAAAACAGACCAGAAUGAGUCAUCCCUGAGAGGGGGCUCACAUGGAGAUAGGAGGCCGUCCAAGAAGUCAGGUGGGUCAGGAGGGGGCAGAGCUGGCCCGUGGGACAGUUCGCUAGGCGGCAGGGAUUGGGUUAGGCAACCCACGCAUGCCGAUGAGAGGCCUUUGAAGAGGCGGGUGAGUGGGUCAAGAUCGCCAAGCCGUGGGAGCGAGUAUUCGGAUCCACAAAGCGGCGGAUCAGGCCCGGGGGGCGAUGUGAGUGCAGAGGGGCGGGGAGAUGGGCAUGUGGGGAGGGGGUUGUCGUGCACGGAGCUGAGCCGCCUGCUGAGGGUGCUCAAGAAGGACAAGUCGAAAGCGUCCGAGGGGCGGGCCAAGGGAUCCAGGAAGGAGAGGCGGAAGGGGCGGAAGGAGAAGAAGGGGAAGGGCAAGAAGAAAAAGAAGCACAAAGCGGGGAGGCGGGGCCCAGAUAGGCGCUCGUCCACGGAUUCCGAGAGCGAGGGGUAG